AUGACCUGUGAGCGUUCCCAGCAGCCCUGCAGCCAUGCUGGGAUGGUGCGCAAGGUCACCAUCUGCAGCAGACACAGCCAGACAGAGACACCCCACGAGCACCGCAUGAGCCCCACUGUAAAUCCCCGACCACAGCUGCUGGCCCAGGAGUCACUCCACGAGCACCGCCCCUGCUCUCACGCCUGCUGCCACAGCCCCAUUGGUGCAGCGGUGGCAACACUGACCACACCAGAGGGCCACCACAUGGACUACAGGCACCUUAUGCCCCCAUCAUGCCCUCCCGGCCCUCACCAUCCCAAUGGGUCCCAGGAUUCCCUCCUGGCCCCCAGCAUCCUGUCCAGGCCCCCAUCACCCCCCGGGCCUCCAGUAUCCCCUCCAGGUCAUUACUCCCUGGGCUCCCAGCAUCCCAUCCAGGACUCCAUCACCCCCUGGGCUCCCAGCAUCCCCUCCAGGCCAUUACCCCCUGGGCCCCCAGCAUCCCAUCCAGGAUUCCAUCACCCCCUGGACCCCCAGCAUCCUGUCCAGGCCUCCAUCACCCCCUGGGCUCCUAGCAUCCCAUCCAGGCCUCCAUCACCCCCUGGGCCCCCAGCAUCCCAUCUGGGCCUCCAUCAUCCCCUGGGCCUGAUCAACCCCCGGGCUCCCAGUAUCCCAUCCAGGCCUCCAUCACCCCCUGGGCCCGAUCAACCCCUGGGCUCCCAGUAUCCCAUCCAGGCCUCCAUUACCCCCUGGGCCCCCAGCAUCCCAUCCAGGCCUCCAUCACCCCUUGGGCCUCCAGCAUCCCGUCUAGGUCCUCACUCUCUGGGCCCCCAGCAUCCCAUCCAGGUCCCCAUCACCCCCUGGGCCCCAGCAUCCCGUCCAGGCCCCCAUCACCCCCUGGGCCCAGCAUCCCGUCCAGGCCCCCAUCACCCCCUGGGCCCCCAGCAUCCCAUCCAGGCCUCCAUCACCCCUUGGGCCUCCAGCAUCCCGUCCAGGUCCCCAUCACCCCCUGGGCCCCAGCAUCCUGUCCAGGCCCCCAUCACCCCCUGGGCCCCCAGCAUCCCAUCCAGGCCUCCAUCACCCCUUGGGCCUCCAGCAUCCCGUCCAGGUCCUCACCGUCUGGGCCCCCAGCAUCUCACCCAGGUUCCCAUCACCCCCUGGGCCUCACAUCCCCUCCAGGCCAUUAGCCUCCUGGGCCCCAGCAUUCUAUCCAGGUCCCCAUCACCCCCUGAGCCCCAGCAUCCCCUCCAGGCCAUUAGCCUCCUGGGCCCCAGCAUUCUAUCCAGGUCCCCAUCACCCCCUGAGCCCCAGCAUCCCCUCCAGGUCCCCAGCAUCCCACCCAGGUCCCCAUCACCCCCUGGGCCCCAGCAUCCCACCCAGGUCCCCAUCACCCCCUGGGCCCUACAUCUCCUCCAGGCCGUUACCUCCUGGGCCCCCAACAACCUAUCCAGGUCCCCAUCACCCCCUGAGCCCCAGCAUCCCCUACAGGCCCCCAUCACCCUUGGACCCCGCAUUCUCACCAGGCCAUUACCUCCUGGGCCCCCAGCAACCUAUCCAGGUCCCCAUCACCCCCUGAGCCCCCAGCAUCUCCUCCAGGCCAUUACCCCCCUGGGCCCCCAGCAUCCCCUCCAGGCCAUCACCCCCUGGGCCCCACAUCCCCUCCAGGCCAUUAUCUCCUGGGCCCCCAACAACCUAUCCAGGUUCCCAUCACCCCCUGAACCCCAGCAUCCCCUACAGGUCCCCAUCACCCCCUGA
Molecule: messenger RNA, 1731 nt
Organism: Lynx canadensis (Canada lynx)
Lineage: Eukaryota; Metazoa; Chordata; Mammalia; Carnivora; Felidae
Product: vegetative cell wall protein gp1-like
Exons: 4
Coding region: 1-1731 (576 amino acids)
Source: RefSeq, a predicted model, not a curated record